Molecule: messenger RNA, 1919 nt
Organism: Xenopus laevis (African clawed frog)
Lineage: Eukaryota; Metazoa; Chordata; Amphibia; Anura; Pipidae
Gene: phospho2.L
Product: phosphatase, orphan 2 L homeolog
Molecular function (GO): phosphatase activity
Source: RefSeq, marked provisional
UCCAUUCCUGAGGUGCGACUAGUAAUGCAAGAGGAACACAGGUGUUGCUAUACCCAGCAGCCAUGAAGAUCCUCUUGGUUUUUGAUUUUGAUCACACCAUUAUAAAUGAUAAUAGCGAUACCUGGAUUGUCCAGUGUGUGCCCGGGAAAAAGCUUCCAAACGGGUUGCAGAAUUCGUAUGAGAAGGGCAAAUGGACAGAAUAUAUGGGCCGAGUGUUCAGCUACCUGGGAGAGCAAGGAAUACGAGAAGAGGACAUGAAAAGGAUCAUGAUUGCUAUUCCCUACACCCCAGGGAUGACAGAGUUACUCCAUUUUAUUGCCCAAAACAAAGGCUUCUUUGAUUGCAUCAUCAUCUCAGAUUCCAACACCAUCUUCAUUGAUUGGAUUCUAACGCAUGCCAAUGUUCACAAUGUUUUCGACAAGGUGUUCACUAACCCUGCAGCUUUCGAUAGUGUUGGAAAUCUCACCGUUCAGAAUUGUCACGUUCACCACUGUGCAACAUGUCCUACAAAUCUGUGCAAAAAGAAGGUCUUGGAAGAGUUUGUAGCCAAGCAGUCCUCAAACUCGGUGCACUAUUCUAAAAUUGUCUAUGUCGGUGACGGGGGGAAUGAUCUCUGCCCUGUGACGUUCCUUAAGAAGAGUGACAUUGCCAUGCCAAGGGCAGGUUAUACUUUAGAUAAGCGCAUUGCCAAGGAUGAUGCCUUGGUUGAUUCAGCUAUAAGUGUAUGGUCAACAGGUGCUGAAAUCCUGUCUCAGCUGAAGCUGCUGUUAGAACACUAGGAAAUAAUACAUGUUGUGAUAUCAAAUGUCACGUAUUUCAUUGGUGGCAGUGCCAUCAGUAACACAAGAUGGAGGAUGCAAAGUAGCUCUUAGAGGUACAGUGCAUAUAGAAACCUAAAAAAAUACACCUGCCCCAUACCUACAAUCCAGACCCAAAAUCUGGCACAAAACCACCAGGCAUAAUGCCAACAGAGAGCGAGAAGUGUAUGAAAAGGAAAGUAUUUAUACAUCUGACCUAACAGCAAAAACAUUUUACCAGUGCUUUAUUUACAUGCCCAACUCAAUACCAUCUUAAACUUGGGCCAUAGUGAAAGACACUCAUGGGUCAACUUACAGCUGGACUCUAAAUUAUGGGAUAGGGAUGUUUAUUUGCUUUACUUAUGGGAAUGUUGAAUACACAAAUAUAGUACAGAAUGUUUGCAUGACUCGUUGCUGCCCUUCAUUUUAUAUGUAUAACUAUUAGCUCCUUCCGAUAUUAAAUCAGAAGCACAAUAGCCUUGUGCCCAUCAAAACACAGAAAGAUAGUUGUUGCUUAUAGAUUUAGACAUCCAAUGCUUAUGGAUCUAGAUACUCUGUGCUUAUAGAUAUAGAUAUCCAGUGCAUAUAGAUAUCCAGUGCAUAUAGAUCUAGAUAUAACUUGUGAUUAGACACAGGAUGGAAAUGAUGGCAGCCAAAUGCUGGAGAACAGGAAAUCCAUACAAUUCAUGUUAUCGAAUAUAUUAUAUACACAGUAGCAUAUAUUGUACCUGGCCUUUGUAAAGUAGAAGUAUUUUCCUUCCUCCUCUGCCAAGCUACUCGGGUUCUAGAACACAGUUUCUGUAAAACUACAGCUCCCAUCAUUUUAAAACCAAAGGGGCUGUCCUGGGGGGUAUUUUAGGGGCUGUAGUUCUGCAACUUUAGCAGUGCCAAUAGCAUACAAUUUAUUCUUGAGUAAUGCUCUGACAUUCCUCAUCUUGGCUGUAUAUAGCUAGUAACGUGAUUUUUGUAUUUGAGGGUUACUUUGUUACUAGAUAAAAAUGCACCUAAUCCACUUCAAGUACAGACUUUGAGUAACUGUGCUUGUAUGUAUGUACUGUAUGUAUGUAUGUAUGUGUACAGCCGAUGUCAGGUCAGGACAUAAAAUGACCAGCUUUUAAUCAA